AUGUCUCCGAGAGAAAAGGGGCUCCCGACCAAAGACAGCGUCAGCCUGCUGCCCUGCUUCUAUUUUGUUGAGCUGCCCAUCCUGGUGUCUUCUGUGGUGAGCUUGUACUUCUUGGAGUGGACGGAUGUUUUCAAGCCGGUCAAGUCUGGCUUCAACUGCCAUGACCGCAGCCUGAGCCUGCCCUACAUCGACCCCAACCACGAGGUCAUCCCCCUGCUGAUGCUGCUCAGCCUGGCCUUCGCAGUUCCCGCCAUCACGAUCAUGAUAGGUGAGGGCAUCCUGUUCUGCUGCGUGUCUCGGAGGAGGGGCGGGACAAGGUCCGAGGCCAACAUCAACGCUGCCGGCUGCAACUUCAACUCCUUCAUACGCAGAGCCGUGCGCUUCGUUGGGGUCCACGCGUUCGGCCUGUGUGCCACGGCCCUCAUCACCGCCAUGCUGCAGCUCAUGACAGGCUACCCCACACCCUACUUCCUCACUGUGUGCAAGCCCAACUACACCACGCUCAAUGUCACCUGCGAGCAGAACCCCUACGUCAUGGACGACAUCUGCGCGGGCUCCGACCCCGCAGCCAUCAACCAGGGCAGAAAAUCCUUUCCGUCACAGCACGCCACCCUAGCGUCCUUUGCAGCGGUCUACGUUUCAAUGUACUUCAACAGCACACUGACUGACUCGUCCAAGCUGCUGAAGCCGCUGUUGGUCUUCUCCUUCAUCAUGUGUGCCAUCAUCUGUGGCCUAACCAGGAUUAUCCAGUACAAGAAUCAUGCCAUCGAUGUCUAUCUGGGCUUCCUGAUCGGAGGGGCAAUAGCCAUCUACCUGGGUUAUUAUGCGGUUGGUAACUUCCAACCGAGUGAGGAGGCCAGCAAAUAUCCCUCUCCCCAGCUCCACCAUCCCUGUUCCUUACCUCACAUCAGCCAGGAGGCCGUCCUCCACCAUCUACAGAUGAAGGCAAGCAUGGCUGGAGAGCUGAGCAUCCCCAUUUCCCACUCAGAGGGCCUCCUCCAUCGUGGCCUCCAGCAGCAGAGACCUGGUAACAUCCUCAAGCGCUCAAGUGCUGAUGUGGAGGUGAUCUCUCCACACAGCCCCCUGAGCAAGGAGUCCAUGGUCACCUUCAGUCACACUCUCCCACGGGUUCAUACUCCCCAGGCCAUAGCUGCAUAUGAUGAGGCAGCAAGACGCCAUGCUGCUACCCUUCACCAUGCCUCGAUGGACUCCAGUCGCUCCAAACAGCUACUGUCUCAGUGGAAAAGCAAAAAUGACAUCCGCAGUCGCUCCCUGCAGGUACCUGACUCCUUCUCUUCCUCUGUCGACUCUUCCUCCGGCCAGUCCUCCCAGCACCCCCAUCACCAUGGGAGCAUGGAGCUCCACUCAAGUGUUGAACCAUCAGCAAUGGGCCUGAAUGGAGGCUUUGACUGUAGCACUUAUGCUUACAUGGCCAAGUUGGCUGCAGGUGCCAGCACCACCCUACCCAGUAACUGCAGCGGGAUAACCGGAGGUGCCAGGAUAGCCAUGCAGUCUCGACCGGGAUCUUCACAGCUGGUCUAUAUACCAGAGGAAGUACAUGAGAACUACAGUAACACAUCCCCAAGGACUGUAGGAGGAGGAGGAGGGGGAAGUGAGGGAGGAGGCAGAGAGGGGUUGACAACAGGUAACAGUGCAGCACAGGCAAACUGGCAAAGAGCAGCGGAAAAGACAGCAGCCUGUAGGACUAAUGAAAGUGGGCCAAACGGCCAGCCACGAAUCAUGCAGGUCAUAGCUAUGUCCAAGCAGCAGGGUCUCCUGCAGACCCACUCCAAAAGCCUUGAUGAGAGCAGUAUGGGCUGCAGCAUAGCUGGAAGCUACCAGGGCUCUGCUCGCUACAGGGCACUUGACCAAGAUCCUAGCAGCACCGCCGGGCCCAGCUCGCUGGGGAGCACCACAGGCAGUAUUUCGGGGAGCACUGGAGCAAUCGUUAGAGUCGAGGCCCAUCCUGAAAACAACAGGCCAGUGAUCCAAGCCCCAUCCACAGAUGGGAGUGGGUCAUGGAGGUGGCGGUCACUGGAUCAUGGCACCGGAAACUGUGGGGUCGGAGGGGGAGGUGGUGGAGGAGGAAUUCUGAGGCAGUCAUUUGAGCUCAACGAUCUCAAUAGGGACUCUGAAAGCUCCGAGUCAAUUCGCGAGGGCUCCAUUGAUAGGAAGCACACAAAUCAUGUCAUCCCCACCGCUGUUACCAUGACUUCCACCAUUACAACUCCACCCAUUGUUACGGUGCAUACCCAGAGCAGCGGCCAAGGAGAACAGAGGCUGCCCCCCCAGGGUUUCUCCACCAUCCGGGUGACUCCCGGGGAUGGCGGCAACUGUGGAUCUGCAGGAGGUGGAGGGGCCGGAGGUGUGGAAGCCACCUCAGAGGCUCCUUCAGUAGCCUCCAGCCGGGACUCCACUCUGCGGCGGAAAGGGAAUAACCUGAUUCUGAUCCCAGAAAGAGCCAACAGUCCAGAUAAUACCCGGAAUAUUUUCUACAAAGGAACCUCCCUAACACCUGCUUUUAAGGAAUAA
Messenger RNA from Lampris incognitus (smalleye Pacific opah), 2532 nucleotides. RefSeq names its product phospholipid phosphatase-related protein type 4 (gene plppr4b). The record is from RefSeq and is a predicted model, not a curated record. Lineage: Eukaryota; Metazoa; Chordata; Actinopteri; Lampriformes; Lampridae. Gene Ontology annotation, biological process: signal transduction; axonogenesis; phospholipid dephosphorylation. The coding region runs from base 1 to 2532 and encodes 843 amino acids. Gene Ontology annotation, molecular function: phosphatidate phosphatase activity. The transcript has 7 exons.